UGAGAAUUAAAUUGGUGAUGAAUGUGCAUCAGGCUUAGGUUCUGGUUUAGCAAAUUGCAUUAAUCUCUCAAAUUUGACACUUAAUCUUUCUGAGAAUUAAAUUUGUGAUGAAGGUGCAUCAGGCUUAGGUUCUGGUUUAGCAAAUUGCAUUAAUCUCUCAAAUUUGACACUUUAACUUGAUUCUAAUUAAAUUGGUGAAGAAGGUGCAUCAUACUUAGGUUCUGCUUUAGCAAAUUGCAUUAAUCUCUCAAAUUUGACACUUUACCUUGAUUACAAUGAAAUUGGUGAUGAAGGUGCAUCAGGCUUAGGUUCUGGUUUAGCAAAUUGCAUUAAUCUCUCAAAUUUGACACUUUAACUUGAUGAAAAUUAAAUUGGUGCAAUGGGUGCAUCAGGCUUAGGUUCUGCUUUAGCAAAUUGCAUUAAUCUCUCAAAUUUGACACUUUAUAUUGAUGAGGAUUAAAUUGGUGAGGAAGGUUCAUUAGGCUUAGGUUCUGGUUUAGCAAAUUGCAUUAAUCUUUCAAAUUUGACACUUUAUCUUUAUUUCAAUGAAAUUAGUGAUUAAGAUACUUCAGGCUUAGGUUCUGCUUUAUCAAAUUGUAAUGAUCUCUAAAAUUUGGCACUUUAUCUUGCUUACAAUAAAAUUAGUGAUUAAGGUACUUUAGGCUUAGUUUCUGCUUUAGCAAAUUGCACUAACCUCUCAAAUUUAAAACUUGAUCUUAGUAAAAAUUAAAUUGGUGAUUAAGGUAUUUCAGGCUUAGGUUCUGCUUUAGCAAAUUUCACUAAUCUCUCAAAUUUGGAACUUUACCUUGGUGGUAAUUAAAUUGGUGCAAGUGGUGUAACAAGUUUUGGUUCUGUUUUAGCAAAUUUCACUAAUCUCUCAAAUUUGACACUUUAUCUUACUUGCAAUAAAAUUAGUGAUUAAGGUAUUUCAGGCUUAGGUUUUGCUUUAUAAAAUUGCACUAAUCUCUCAAAUUUGGCACUUUAUCUUGGUGAAAAUAAAAUUGGUCCAAGUGGUGCAUCAGCCUUAGGUUCAUAUUUAGCAAAAUGCACUAAUCUCUCAAAUUUGGCACUUUAUCUUGGUGAAAAUUAAAUUGGUGCAAGUGGUGCAUCAGCCUUAAGUUCUUCUUUAGGAAAGUGCACUAAUCUCUUAAAUUUGACACUUGAUCUUCGUGGAAAUUAAAUUGGGGAAAGUGGUAUAUCAGGUUUAGGUUCUGCUUUAGCAAAUUGCACUAAUCUCUCAAAUUUGACACUUGAUCUUAGUCAAAAUUAAAUUGGUGCAAGUGUUGCAUCAGAUUUAGGUUCUGCUUUAAAAAAUUGCACUAAUCUCUCAAGUUUAACACUUAAUCUUAGUGGAAAUUAAAUUGGUGUAAGUGGUGCAUUAGGCUUAGGAUUUGCUUUAGCAAAUUGCACUAAUCUCUCAAAUUUGACUCUUGAUCUUAAUGGAAAUUAAAUUGGUGCAAAUGGUGCAUCAGGCUUAGGUUCUGCUUUAACAAAGUGCACUAAUCUCUCGAAUUUGGUACUUAAUCUUUAUGAAAAUUAAAUUGGUGAAAGUGGUGCAUCAGGCUUAGGUUCUGCUUUAGCAAAUUGCAUUAAUCUCUCAAAUUUGACACUUAAUCUUUAUGGAAAUUAAAUCGGUGAAAGUGGUGCAUCAGAUUUCUGCUCUGCUUUAGCAAAUUGCACUAAUCUCUCAAAUUUAACACUUGAUCUUAGUUGGAAUUAAAUUGGUCAUUAAGGUGCUUCAGGUUUAGGUUCUGCUUUAGCAAAUUGCACUAAUCUCUCAAAUUUGACACUUGAUCUUAUUUACAAUAAAAUUAGUGAUUAAGGUGCUUCAGGCUUAGGUUUAGCUUUAGCAAAUUAACUUAAUCUCUCAAAUUUGACACUUUAUCUGAGUGAAAAUUAAAUUGGUGCAAGUGGUGCAUCAGACUUAGGUUCUGCUAUAGCAAAUUGCACUAAUCUCUCAAAUUUGACACUUGAUCUUAGUAGAAAUAUAAUUGGUGAAAUUGGUGCAUCAGGCUUAGGUUUUGCUUUAGCAAAUUGCACUAAUCUCUCAAAUUUGAAACUUAAUCUUCGUUAAAAUUAAAUUUGUGAUUAAGGUGCAUCAGACUUAGGUUCUGCUUUAACAAAUUGCACUAAUCUCUCAAAUUUGACACUUUAUCUUGGUAGAAAUUAUGUUGGUGCAAGUGGUGCAUCAUGCUUAGGCUCUGCUUUAGCAAAUUGCACUAAUCUCAAAAAUUUAACACUUGAUCUUAGGUAAAAACAGUUAAUUUGUUUAGGAUUGUGA
Molecule: messenger RNA, 2281 nt
Organism: Tetrahymena thermophila SB210
Lineage: Eukaryota; Ciliophora; Oligohymenophorea; Hymenostomatida; Tetrahymenidae
Product: kinase domain protein
Exons: 25
Biological process (GO): activation of GTPase activity; nucleocytoplasmic transport
Cellular component (GO): perinuclear region of cytoplasm; cytosol; nucleus
Molecular function (GO): small GTPase binding; GTPase activator activity
Source: RefSeq, a predicted model, not a curated record